UGUACCCCCCCCUUCUUGGGGCAGACUUAAUUCACUUCCGCCCCCUCCCCUCCACAUUCCUGACCUCUCACUCCCCCCCCCCCCCCCCCCCCUUAAGUUCUGGGACUUUUCAGCUUUGCUUGGUUUUGGCCAAAAGCACAAAAAAGGCGUUUUCGGAAGCGGCUCGGCCGUGCACCCGGGCCAUUUGUUUGUUUUGGGACCCGGGGCAGGAAAUCGAGCCCGGCUUGAGUCACGGCGGCUCCUUCAGGGAAGCGCCGCGCUCCGCGCUCGCCCGUCGCCCUCGCCCGCCCGUCGCGCGCCCCAGGUCCGCGGAGCCAUGGGGGAGAUGCAGGGCGCGCUGGCCCGGGCUCGGCUCGAGUCCCUGCUCCGGCCCCGCCACAAGAAGCGGGCCGAGGCGCAGAAAAGGAGCGAGUCCGUCCUCCUGAGCGGACUGGCUUUCAUGAAACAGAGAAGGAUGGGCUUGAACGACUUUAUUCAGAAGAUUGCCAACAACUCCUAUGCUUGCAAACACCCUGAAGUUCAGUCCAUUUUGAAAAUCUCCCAGCCUCAGGAGCCUGAACUUAUGAAUGCCAACCCUUCUCCACCGCCAAGUCCUUCUCAGCAAAUCAACCUUGGCCCAUCAUCCAAUCCCCAUGCCAAACCAUCCGACUUCCACUUCUUGAAAGUGAUUGGAAAGGGCAGCUUUGGCAAGGUUCUUCUAGCAAGGCAUAAGGCCGAAGAAGUGUUCUAUGCAGUCAAAGUUUUGCAGAAGAAGGCGAUCCUGAAAAAGAAGGAGGAGAAGCAUAUUAUGUCCGAGCGGAAUGUUCUCUUGAAGAAUGUGAAACACCCUUUCUUGGUGGGCCUUCAUUUCUCCUUCCAAACUGCCGACAAACUGUACUUUGUCCUAGACUACAUUAAUGGUGGAGAGCUCUUCUACCACCUCCAGAGGGAGCGCUGCUUCCUGGAACCGCGGGCUCGAUUCUAUGCUGCUGAAAUAGCCAGUGCCUUGGGUUACCUGCACUCUCUGAACAUUGUGUAUAGAGACUUAAAACCAGAGAACAUUCUGCUAGAUUCACAGGGACAUAUUGUCCUUACUGACUUUGGACUUUGCAAAGAGAACAUUGAACACAAUGGCACAACAUCCACAUUCUGCGGCACACCUGAGUAUCUCGCCCCUGAAGUGCUUCAUAAGCAGCCAUAUGACAGGACAGUGGACUGGUGGUGCCUGGGGGCUGUCUUGUACGAGAUGCUAUAUGGCCUGCCUCCUUUCUACAGCCGAAACACAGCAGAGAUGUACGACAACAUUCUGAACAAACCGCUCCAGUUGAAACCAAAUAUCACGAAUUCCGCCAGACAUCUUCUGGAGGGUCUUCUGCAGAAGGACAGGACGAAGAGACUCGGUGCCCAGAAUGACUUUAUGGAGAUUAAGAAUCACAUCUUCUUCUCGCUCAUUAACUGGGAUGAUCUCAUUAAUAAGAAGAUUACUCCCCCUUUUAACCCAAAUGUGAGUGGACCCAGUGACCUGCGGCACUUUGACCCCGAGUUCACCGAGGAGCCGGUCCCCAGCUCCAUCGGCAGAACCCCAGAUAGCAUCCUCAUCACAGCUAGUGUCAAGGAGGCUGCCGAGGCCUUCCUGGGCUUUUCCUACGCUCCGCCAGUGGAUUCCUUCCUCUGAUCGGCCUCGGGGGUGGACUGGAAGGAUCUUGACCUGCGUUUUUCAAUGUUUCAGUUAGCCUUUGGGCAGCACUGCCAGCUGACAGGACAUCUUAAAAGAGAAUUUGCACAUGUCUGGAGGUUAGGCAGUCCUUGUUGCAGUUUGCUGGAAGCUUUUUCAAGAGCACAUCUUCUCGGUGAGCUCCUGAGCUGUUUGGCUUUCACUCUUCCAACAUGGUGCUAUAUUGGAAGUGAGCAUUCGAAGGCCGCCUUAGACAGGUGCAGUAGUUUGAUGGGAAGGAAGACGCCCGUCUAAGGUCUGUUGGGCAGUGAUAAGGAAUAUUCUGCAAUGUGCCUUUUCUGAUGAGAUCGUGUUAGCUCCAAAGCUUUUCCUAUUGUGUAUUUCAGUUUUGUUUUUUUCCCCUUGUGGACUGACUGUGUGAACAGGAGUGUGAGUGUGGUAUGCCUGAUCACACACAGAUGGGUUUUGUUAUAAACAAGUAUCAAUGUGACACUUGCAGGACACUACUACAAUGUGGGACAUUGUUUGUUUCUUCCAUAUGUGGAAGAUUUAUGUGUAGACUGUUCUUUUUUUUUGUAAUAUAUACUUAAUAACUAAAACUUAUUGAAAUGGUCUUGCGUUGACUUGUAUUCAGAUGCUUAAAGAAAGCAUUGCUGCUACAAAUAUUUCUAUUUUUAGAAAGGGUUUUUAUGGACCAAUGCCCAGUUGUCGGUCAAAGCCGUGGUGUUUUCAUUGUUAAAAUGGGCAUUAUUUAUAGGUGUUUUUUUUUUUGCAUUCCUGAUAAUUGUAUGUAUUGUAAAGAAAUUGUGUAUAUUGAGUUAUAUAACACUAGUAUAUUUAAACUUACAGGCUUAUGUGUAAUGUCACCCUCCAUUUUAAUGUACUGUAAUUAACAUGGUUAUAAAGUGUAAAUUCCCUCCCUACCACACAACUUUUUUUGUGUGUGAUAAACCAAUUUGGGUUUGCAAUAAAAAAAAACCUUGAAAAAUA
Molecule: messenger RNA, 2644 nt
Organism: Dipodomys ordii (Ord's kangaroo rat)
Lineage: Eukaryota; Metazoa; Chordata; Mammalia; Rodentia; Heteromyidae
Gene: Sgk1
Product: serum/glucocorticoid regulated kinase 1
Exons: 12
Coding region: 317-1654 (445 amino acids)
Biological process (GO): protein phosphorylation
Molecular function (GO): ATP binding; protein serine/threonine kinase activity
Source: RefSeq, a predicted model, not a curated record